AUCGAAAUGGCGGUUUCUCAGAUUAUGAACCAAGAAGCACUCGCAAAGCACUGUAUUCGAUUCAUUCAUAUUCCGCCUACAGUUCGCACCCCCGAUUCCAAUCCAUCAUGUCCUCAUCUCAACCGAGAAUCGCCAUCAUUGGCGCCGGCCCUGCCGGAUUAACUCUUGGUCUCCUCCUCCACAGGCAUGCUAUCCCAUUCACCAUCUUUGAGCUCCGUCAAAAGCCCACCGACCAAGAACUAGCCAAACCAUCCGGGAUGCUAGACCUCCACGAAGAAUCCGGGCUCGCUGCGAUCAGAGAAUGCGGACUGUCUGAAAAGUUUCUCGAGUUUACCGGCGAAUGCGCAGAAGCCCAAAAGGUUUCUGAUAUGCAUGGCAAUAUCCUCCACGCAGAUGAAGGAGAGUUGAGUAAACGUCCGGAAAUAUCUCGACAUGCGCUCACGAAGCUCUUGAGUGAUAGUUUACCGGAUGAGGGCAUUAGAUGGGGACAUAAGCUUCUCAAUGUCGCCAGCUAUAGCACAGAAACCGGUAACAAUAUCAUACUUGACUUUGGUCCCCACGGAAAGCAGGUGUUCGACCUAGUUAUUGGGGCCGAUGGCGCCUGGUCUCGAGUCCGCAACCUGUUAACGGACGUGAAGCCACAUUACACAGGAAUACAGAGCAUCACCACGACUAUCCGCCAUAUCACAAGCAAGUACCCACACCUGGCAACACUCAUCGGCCACGGUAGCUUCGCGGCACUUGGCCUCCGGCACGGUGUCAUGGCGCAGCGCGGACCACAGGACUCAGCCCGCAUCUACAUCUUCUUAACGACAGCGGAUGAAAACUUUUCCAUCUCAUCAGGGAUAGCAGGACAGACAGCCGCAGGUGUUAAGAGCCGUCUUCUAAGUGAUGACACACUGCUUGGUCGCUUUGGCUCCAUCAUCAAGGAGUUGGUGGGUGUCGCGUGUGACGAGGAAUCUGCCGACAACCCGGGUGCCACUGUGGAUAUUAAGCCUCUAUAUAUGCUGCCAAUUGGAGAUUCGUGGGAGCACAGGACCAGUGCAACGCUUAUCGGGGAUGCGGCACAUUUGAUGUGUCCCUGGGCUGGCGAAGGUGCCAACCUGGCCAUGUUGGACCCCCUCUUGCUAUUCCGUGCUAUCAUCAAGGCGUAUGAAAGUGCUGGACGUAAUGCUGCCUCAUUUCAAAGAACGCUGGAUCCAUUGUUGAAGGGGUUCGAGGAAAGUAUGGUGGCGCGCUCCAAGGAGAAAGCGAAGAAGACAUACAGCAACGGGCAGAUGCUAUUUGGCGAGGAUGGGGCGAGGGCUUUUGCUGAUUUCUUUCUCAGUGUUUGGGGGCGAGUCGAUGGAUCGCAGGCCACUUCUUAGACAGUCACGGAAUAUGAUAGAGAGAGUCCACUGUCGGUCGACACCAAAUUAUGCAUAACCUCAAUGUCUAGCAGUCCUCAACGCAAGAUAUGUGUCCGGCACAACACAGUUGAAGAAAGGCUGUCAACCCAGAUACAGUCGACUACUAAGUUACCCUAUAAAUCUUAUGCAGGGUUUAUAGCUUGGUAGACAUAGCAGGGCAUCAAGCCCAUAGCCAAGAUGAACCUGAUAAUAAACAAUGAAGCCGGU
This is a messenger RNA of Aspergillus ruber CBS 135680, 1616 nucleotides long. RefSeq names its product FAD-dependent oxidoreductase. The record is from RefSeq and is a predicted model, not a curated record. Gene Ontology annotation, molecular function: FAD binding. Lineage: Eukaryota; Fungi; Ascomycota; Eurotiomycetes; Eurotiales; Aspergillaceae. The transcript has a single exon. The coding region runs from base 108 to 1367 and encodes 419 amino acids.